AUGUUGCAUGUUGACAAAGUUGAUAGUUUACUUACUGAAAAACUAAAAAUCACUGGUACAGGCCUGGUCCCUUUCCGAUGUUACAAGUUUUAUUUGAAAUUACACUACCACCAAGGCCAUUUCCAUUCAUAUUGUGUCAUUCGAUCUGAUGAAUUUGGAAAAAUCGAUUUAUCGAAAGACAAACCGAUACGUGGAACUUAUCAUGAUGUUGACCCAAUGGGACUCUUCAUUUCACUUCAAGCAUCUCAAGAACUAAGAUUUGGCGGCUCUUUGAGAAAUGACUCGGCUAAACCAUCGUUUUAUACUUUGAGACUAAUAUCCGAUUCUGAGAAAGUUCUCGAUGAAAUCAAUCUCAAAAAACAUUGGUUUCACCCUCUUGUCACUAAAAUCGAAGUUUCACAAGACGGUCUAUAUGGGACUAUUUUCAAACCACCUGGCGACGGUCCGUUCCCGUGUAUUAUCGACAUUCCUGGAGCAAAUGGAAAAAUAUCGAAUGGAGUCGCAGCGGUUUAUUCGUUGGAGGGAUUCCUGGUGUACACGCUGGCAUUCUUCGAUUAUAAGGAUCUUCCGAAACGGUGUCGAGACGCGGAUGUUAGCAUUUUUUCGAAGCACAUCAAUUUCAUCCAAUCUCUUCCGUACUGCUCCGACAAAAUCGGAUUAUAUGGAAUGUCUCUCGGCGGAACAAUUGUCAAUUUUCUCUCUACAAAACAUCCGGAACUCUCAGCAGUUUGCUCAAUGAAUGGACCUGAAUCGUUUUAUAAACCGACAGCUCUUUUGAAAGAGAAUGGGAAACUGAUGGAAUGCGAGUACUUUGAUCAUAAAUUAUCGAUUAAUUUCAAUGGAGUGAUCAAACAGAGUCCAAGUUUUACGGCUGCUUUCGAAAAGUUGAAACCGGAAACUAGCAUCAAAUGGAAUCAUAUUUCGAAGAAUAUUUCGUUUCGGAUUAUUAGCACCCUUGACGAUUGGAUUCUCGAUGGAGUAGUGAAUGGCUCAAACGUCCGCCGACAACUUAUAAACUCUGGACACCACGUGGAGAUCGAUUUCGUGCCCGGCGGUCAUUUGAUCUACGUGCCGUACUACCCUCACUCAAGUCAUACCUACAACAAAUUUGACCGUCUCUCCCUUGGAUUCGGUGGAGAAUGUACGCUCCAUGGCAAAUCGCAAGAAACAGUUUGGGAGAAUAAUUUCAAAUUUUUCAAAAAAGUUUUGGGAACACCACCGAGUCUUCCCGAUUAUGAGAGGGAUACUGUAGUGGUGGUGCCGGAUUCUGAGUUGAAAAGGGAUAGUAAAUUGUGA
Caenorhabditis remanei is the source of this 1296-nucleotide messenger RNA. RefSeq lists its product as uncharacterized. Gene Ontology annotation, biological process: acyl-CoA metabolic process; fatty acid metabolic process. Bases 1 to 1296 code for a protein of 431 amino acids. Gene Ontology annotation, molecular function: fatty acyl-CoA hydrolase activity. The transcript has 7 exons. Lineage: Eukaryota; Metazoa; Nematoda; Chromadorea; Rhabditida; Rhabditidae. The record is from RefSeq and is a predicted model, not a curated record.